This is a messenger RNA of Peromyscus californicus insignis, 9137 nucleotides long. It is a transcript of the gene Ptk6, whose product is annotated as protein tyrosine kinase 6. The coding region runs from base 2693 to 3547 and encodes 284 amino acids. The record is from RefSeq and is a predicted model, not a curated record. NCBI's taxonomy places the organism in Eukaryota, Metazoa, Chordata, Mammalia, Rodentia, Cricetidae. Gene Ontology annotation, molecular function: non-membrane spanning protein tyrosine kinase activity; transmembrane receptor protein tyrosine kinase activity; ATP binding. Gene Ontology annotation, biological process: cell surface receptor protein tyrosine kinase signaling pathway; innate immune response; positive regulation of kinase activity. Gene Ontology annotation, cellular component: signaling receptor complex; extrinsic component of cytoplasmic side of plasma membrane. The transcript has 7 exons.
AGGAAGGAGGAACAGUGGUGGUGGGCCACCUUGCUGGAUGCGGCAGGCAAGGCCUUGGCUGAGGGCUAUGUGCCCCACAAUUACCUGGCUAAGAAGGAAACUGUGGAGUCUGAGCCGUGAGUGGCCCUGGAGAGCUGGCACAGGGGAAGGGAUGGACCUUGGGCUGGACUGGGGCAGCCAGAGGGUGUAAGAUCCUAGCUAGACAUUCAGUUGGUCAUACUCUGAUCCUUAACAUCCUGGUACGCAGGGUUGCUGAUAGGGCCAUGCCUCUGCGUGACACUGGGGAAUGGGGCCUCUCCUUUGGAACCCACCCAUGACUACUUCCCAGUCAUAAGUACUGUUUUGUUAGGACCCAGAUAGGACAGGACAGAAGGGCCCAGUGUGGAUUUUUAGGAUGGUGUGAGAGACAAGAUCUGUGUGGGAAUUCAAAGCUGUUGGGAGUUUGUUCACUUUCCAAACAGCCAGAACCAGAUGUGCGACCUAGUUCAGGGAGACAGAAGGCUGCUGGGGCACACCUGUCUAUAUCACCUGUUGGGGGUACAUGUGCAAACACAGUGGUGUAUUUUCGUGCCUCCUCAAGCACCUUAAUCCACUGUCCUGGUCACCCACAUACCUGAGCCCUUAGAGGCUUUGAGGAACUACAAUAGUGCUUGGUGUGGGCAUGUCCACAACCACCCAAGGACCCAAGCUAUAUAGGGUGCUCUGGGCUAAGGCUGGGAAAGGAUUUCUUACCCAGCAGGAGGGAUUUCUUGUUUUGCUCCUCAGACCCUCUCUCCCUACUCAUCUCACAGUGAGCACCUAGUGUGUGUAGCUGGAAGGUUUCUCCAUCCAGCCUGGCCCCUGGUCCCUCAGCUGCUUAUAAAAUAAUCAUUCAGAGGCUUAAUAUUAAUUACAAACUGUGUGGCCUCUUGCUAGCUAGCUCUUAUAACUUAACCCAUUUCUAUUUACCUAAAGUUGCCAGGAGCCAUGGCUUACCGGUACUUUCUCCUGGUGGCAGCUGGCGUCUCUCCCACCUCCGCCUUUUCUUUCCUGUCUCGCUCCUUGGAUUUCCCACCUGCCUCUAAGCUGCCUUGCCAUAGGCCAAAGCAGCUUAUUUAUUAAGCAAUGGGAACAACAUAUAUUCACAGCAUACAGAAAGAUAUCCCCCAGCAAUUGUGCUCAAUGGAAGAUCGUGAGCACACAAGGAGACAAGAAACAAGAGUAAUAAAUGAUACCUAGGACAGUUCCAGAGAUAGGGGUUCAUAAUGGGAACAAGGUAGGCAUGGGUGGUGUACAUAAAAGGCUGAGAAGAGUCAGGUGGUGGCACGUUUUUAGCACUCAGGAGGUAAAGGCAGAUGGAUCUCUAAAUUCAAGGGCAGCCUGGUCUACACAGAGAGGUCCUGUCAGAGAUAGACAGAGACAGAGAGGCAGAGAUAGAGAAUCAGACAGAGGGAGAGAGGGAGGGAGGGAGGGAGGGAGAAAGAGAGAAAGAAAGAAAGAGAGAGAGAGAGAGAGUCACAUGGCCAAUAUAGCAAGAGCAAAGGCCCUGAGGUCCUGAAAAUCUAACCCAUGAAGUCAGAGGAGGAGCAAAGCAGAGGAGACGAAGUGGUCAGGGUUAGUGGGAGAGAUUCUUUAGCUUUGCAGGACUUGAGGAGGUGGGCUUCAAGGGCUUGAGCUGAAUGUUAGGCUCCUAUGUGGAGCCCAUGUUCCAACCUUAAGGGAGUUGGAGACUCCAUGGGCAGAGAUCAUCUAUGUAAUUCCACAGACUUUCACCUGUAGUUCAGUUCAGGCAUGUCUGUCCUUCCUGUUGGAAACCAGUAAGUACAAAUGCUUUGGAAUGGAGAGUAUGUGCAUGUGUGCCACUGUGUCUGUGCAAGUACGUAAGGGUGUGCUUAUCAGUACAUGUGCAUGCUUGUGUAAGUAUGCAAAUGUGAGUGCAUGGAUGGGCAUGUGUGUCUGUGCACAUAAGUGCGCAUGCGCUAAUGGCUAUGUGAUUAUGUGAACAUGUGUAUGAAAGUAUAAGUCAGGAAGAAGCACUGAGGAGCUGCUGUUGAGAUCCCUCUCCCACCUACUUCUGGUGGGAGGGCUGAUGUCUGUAGCUCUGGUCCCACAACCUGCUGAGACAUCCACAUGAUGGGACUGCAGGCCUUUGCGGGGUGUGGGGGAGGGCUGAUCCACAGGUGGUCAUCAUUUACCAGAUAGUAGGCAGUGCUUGCCCAUCCCACUUCUGGGCCACUAGGACUUUUCCUGGUGUCCAGAACCAGCCAUUUAGGACUUUCAGGGUCCAUGAUAGGCUGAGAGGCCUCUGCAGGGUUGGGAGCAGCAUGAGAGGCAGCUUGGUUGGGGUAGGGAGUGUGAGAUAGGAGUCAGGGGUAGCUAGGACUCCAGAUAGACAGGGAAGGGUUGGAUAGUUGAGAGACAGGCUGGAUGUGGGGCUGGGGUAAUAUACUGAGGCUGACUUUCUCCCCUGCAGGUGGUUCUUUGGUGACAUCUCCCGCGUAGAGGCCACGCACAGGCUGCAGGCUGAGGACAGCUCAAAGGGUACCUUCCUGGUCAGAGUCAGCCACAAGGCAGGAGCAGACUAUGUUCUCUCUGGAUCUGGACAGACGAUGUGGGCCGGCUGCAUCUGAAUGAGGCGGUGUCCUUCCCCAGCCUGACUGAGCUUGUGGACUACCACAAGAUCCAGAGCCUGUCCCAUGGCCUGCAACUGACUAUGCCCUGCUGGAAGCACAAAACUGAGCCCUUGCCCCACUGGGAUGACUGGGAGAGGCCAAGGGAGGAGUUCACACUCUGUAAGAAGCUGGGGGCCGGCUACUUUGGGGAGGUCUACGAAGGGCUCUGGAAAGGCCAGGUCCGUGUGGCUGUGAAGGUGAUCUCUAGAGAUAACCUCCUGCACCAGCACACCUUCCAGUCUGAGAUCCAGGCCAUGAAGAGGCUGCGGCACAAGCGCAUCCUGGCACUGUACGCUGUGGCAUCUGCAGGGGACCCCGUCUACAUCAUCACGGAGCUCAUGCCCAAGGGGAGCCUGCUGCAGCUAUUACGGGACUCUGAUGAGAAAGUCCUGCCUAUGUCGGAGCUGGUGGACUUUGCAUCACAGGUUGCUGAGGGCAUGUGCUACCUGGAAUCUCAGAAUUACAUCCACCGUGACCUGGCUGCUAGAAAUGUUCUCGUUGCAGAGAACAAUCUCUGCAAAGUGGGGGACUUUGGGCUGGCCAGGCUUGUCAAGGAGGACAUCUACCUUUCCCACGACCACAACAUCCCCUACAAAUGGACAGCACCUGAGGCACUCUCCCGAGGGCAUUACUCCAUCAAAUCUGACGUCUGGUCUUUUGGGGUUCUCCUCCAUGAAAUUUUCAGCAGGGGGCAGAUGCCCUACCCAGGCAUGUCCAAUCAUGAGGCCUUCCUGAGGGUAGAUGCCGGCUACCGCAUGCCAUGCCCCCUGGAAUGCCCACCCAACGUGUACAAGCUGAUGCUCAGCUGUUGGAGCCAGGAUCCCAAGCAGAGACCUUGCUUCAAAGAACUGUGUGAGAAACUCUCAGGCAUCACCAGGUAUGAGAACCUGGUCUGAGCUCCUUGGACGUGGCCAGGACCCACAGAAGAGAGGCUUCAUGAUUAUCCUGGACCUCCAUUGAAGGUGUGCACCAUACUUCAGCCUACUGAGGGGAUAGGAAACACACCAAACAUACCUCAGAUACUGCAUGCUAUCAAGAAAAGAGUGAAGAGGGUGCCAUACUACCUUCCCACCUAUACCCUUCCAGGAGGCAGUCCACAAAAUCCAGGCAGCCAUCCUGUCUUCUUCCUCCCUUCUCCUGUGAAGACUUCAUGUGACAGAGAAGCCAAGAGUCUAAGCAACAGGCCUGUGGAAUUCUUAACAGCAUAUCACUUUCAGAGCAUACCUGUCCUUGGUCACUCCUCUGCUCAAUUGCGCGCGCGCGCGUGCGCGCGCGCGCACGCACACACACACACACACACACACACACACACACACACACACCUUGGCACCUUAAUUCUACAGGCUCUUAUGCCACAGAACAAGUUUUGAGCUUCAGGUCCUUUCCCUUCAGAGACAGCUGUUUCUGUCCUGAGCUCCUGAGACAGAACACUCUAGAAAACUACUGACCUCAUGCUCUGCCUCAUCCUCCAAUACAGUUCUCAGGGAUAUAACUGUCACUAGAUAGGGAGAACACAGAAAAACAUUUGGAAACAGGGCAAAUUAAAACUCUUAGAACUAAGUCUUUUGCAUAGACAUUAGUCCAUCCUCCUUCCUGUUGGGAUCUAAAUCUUCCCAGAUGGCUCUGGUCCAAGGCUGCUUUCCUCAUGUGUCUCCAGGGUUCUUGAACCCAUGCUUGACUAAGUCCAGCCAGACUAUCUGCUCUCUCUGUCAGCUCCUUAUAUACUUGGACAUUAGGGCCCCAGUUCUGAUGGGGUGAGAGUACCCCAAAAGUAUCUAUCAGAGGCUGCCUUACUGGAAGUGGGCAUAACCCUCUCAGCACAUAUCUACCACCAGUUUUCAGACUGACCUCUCAACCUCUCAAGACAGGUGAACAUACCCCAACCUCCCUUGAGGAAAUGUCCUCUCUGUGUCCAAGAGAUGACACUGUCUGUACUGCUUCCUGUAAAGUCAAGCUAUCUUUUAAAAAUACAGUUCUCAGGGAUAUAACUGUCACUAGAUAGGGAGAACGCAGAAAAACAUUUGGAAACAGGGCAAAUUAAAACUCUUAGAACUAAGUCUUUUGCAUAGACAUUAGUCAACAAUUUUCUAAGUAACUGAACCUUUCAUUUUUGCCAAGAACAGAAUUUGGGCCAGGCUUGGUGGCACAUACCUUUAAUCCUAGCACUUCAAAGACAGAGGCAGGCAGAUCUCUGAGUUAGAGGCCAGCCUGGUCUACAUAAUGAGUUCCAGGACAGCCAGAGCUACAUAGAGGCCCUGUCUCAAACAAAACAAAACAAAACCCAAUAAAAACAAAACAAACAACAACAACAAAAAACUCUUAUAAUUCUGUUUAGACUGGUCUAGAGAUGAGUGUUCAUUAAAUAUUUCUAAAACCACUCAGAAAUACCAGAACAAGGUCAAACGUUCUUAAAGAUCAUGAUUUAGAAUAAUCUUUAAGAGUGUUGGUAAGAUAAAAAACAGGUAUGUUUUCAGCUAUGUCAACACUGAAUACAAUAUAGCUAGACCAGUGGUUCUCAACCUUCCUAAUGCUGCAACCCUUUAAUACAGUUAUUCAUGUUGUGGUGAGCCCAACCAUAAAAUUAUUUUUGUUGUUACUUUAUAACUUUGUUAUGGAUCAUAAUGUAAGUAUUUUUGGAGAUAGAGGUUUGACAAAGGGGUCAUAACCCACAGGUUCAGAAACACUGAACUAGGCCUCCCCCUGCUCCCAGGGUUUAAACAAGUUUGUUAAUUCUACUGAGUAUUUAAAAUGCUGAGACUAGGAACGGAAAUCAACAGUAGCAUACAAAGGAAAGACACGAGGAGUGGAUGGUCUUUGCUUCGGUGGUGUUGGUGACAUUUGCUUGAUUUGUUAACAAGAGCAAUUUUGUGUUGACACCUCGUGAAACCUUCACGACCAUAACUGUUGAAUGAACAGGAAUGUAAGUUGGGUGAAAGUUUAAAUAAACGUUUCAAUAAUAAAAGUCAUCUUAAAACCUUAAGUUUGUUAAGGCUUGGGAAAUUUUAGUUAUUAAUUCAACUUUGGGGUAAUUCCUAAGGAAACAUAAACUUAAGCUGAUCUUCUUGUGGCCUCUUGAUCUUACACACGACGGAUGAGCUAGGUGUGCUCGGGUCUGUAGUGAGUAUGAGAAGCUGUAUAAUUUGAAGGACAUGCUGCUCCAGUGCCUGCAGGGGUUUUCUUCAGUGGCAUGCUGGCACUGAGGCAUGGGGGUUUACUUCCUAGUUGCACUAGAACUAGGGAACGUAAGAUUAGGAAUAAUACAUGUAACUAGAACCACCAGAAACAGCAGGGAAAGUCACCUAUGUGCAAAGCAGACAGGGAAAACUCCACUUGUGGUAAGGUUGUCGUUUAGAGAGGACGAUAAUCAUUGAGUGUUCCAGAGUAUGAAAAAGAAAAAUAGGGAGAAAAAGCUGACGGAUCUCCUCCCCCGCUUCUUUUCGAGACAGGGUUCUCAAGUGUAGCCAUGGUUGUCCUGGAAUUCACUCUAUAGACCAUGCUGGCCUAGAUACACCUGCCUCGGAGUGCUGGGAUUAAAGGCAUGCACCACCACAUCCAGCUUGUUGAUACUUUUCAGAUACUCAAAGGCCUGGUGGAAUGGAACCUUAUCUCAUGUAGUCAAAGCUAAGGACUGAAAGGAUUUAUUUAGAGUUCUUUUAGAUUAGCUUAGGGGUUGAGGCCGUAGCUCAGUUGGUAGAGCCUAAUAAACAUAAAGUCUUGGGUUCCAUUCACAGCACUGGAUAACCAGGUAUGGUGGUGCACACCUGAAAUCUUCGGAUCUGAGAGAUGAAAGCAGGAGACCAACUUGGGCUACGCAAGACCUUGUCUUAAACACACACACCCUUAAAAAAAAGGAAUCCGCCGGGCGGUGGUGGCGCACGCCUUUAAUCCCAGCACUCGGGAGGCAGAGCCAGGCGGAUCUCUGUGAGUUCGAGACCAGCCUGGGCUACCAAGUGAGUUCCAGGAAAGGCGCAAAUCUACACAGAGAAAUCCUGUCUCGAAAAACCAAAAAAAAAAAAAAAAAAGGAAUCAUUUUAAUAAUAAUAUAGAUAUAAAACUAGUUUAGCAUUAUGAGAGAUGUCUUUACAAGUUCCAAAAUCUUGCAGUCUUAAGCUAGUUUAACUCAGGUAAUCAGCCUAGGGUUUGUGUUCAAUCUCAUGCUUCCUUCAUGUUGUAUGUGACUCAGUCUUUGAUUAUUGAAGGACAAGUUUUGCUCACAACCACAUAACCUAGAUUUCCUUUAAAUAUCUUACUACUUUGCUUAAAUAGAUAACUAAGGUCAUACCUAAUCAAGUGUUUGACAAUUCCGAAACCAAGCUCUAGAUCCAAUUCUUCUAACUUUAAACGAACUUUUAAGUUUCCAGAAGGGGCCUUGCAGUCUCAGGAUCUCUCUUUUAUAAAAAAGAGAGCAAUUAAACUAGGCUUACUUGAUGUUCUGAGAAGCCUUGUCAAAUACUAAAAUAUGAAACCUUUAAGUUGUAUUUGUUACAGGUGUUAUUCAUAUGAGCUGUAGAAGAUUCCUGAAAGUCUGGUGUAUUCAGGUAUGUCAUCAGUCAUAAUCGUAUUAUACUUAAACACGUGCCGCAGUGAAUUAACAGCACCUUAGCGCGGCUUUCUUUCAAAUGUUUACUUUGACUCUUGGAGAUGAAAGGUAUCUAUCAACUCAGUCUCAAACUACUUCUUCCAGGAUGUUUACAUUAUACAGGUAUCCACACAGUCUCAGAAUCACUGUCAUGGUGCUUCUACGCUUAUCACCAAAUGGGUAGGCUCACUGCCAUCCCCAGAUAAGUCAGAACAAGAACUCAGUAUGAGUGAACUGGUAUUUUAUAUUUUUUUAAACCACUUUAAAUUUUGCUGUUUUUUUUUUUUUUAAGGAAAUCUUUUCCCUUUCUCCAGCUUACUUUGUGAAAGGUGAAAAUAUGUAUCUUUCUCCUUCCUGAUUUUUCAAGAAUCUAUAAUGGUACUCUGCAUUUGCAUGUGAAGGCCAGAGGUUCCUCAGGUAUCACUUUAAAAUAAAAGGAUCUCUCACCAAUUAGACUAGGGUAGAUAGCUAACCCCAAGAAUCCACAUCCCCAGCACUGAGAUAACAAGCACUACUACAUCCACCUUUUACAGGAAUUCCAAAGGUGGAGUUCAAGUAUUCACAUUUGCAGGGUAAGCCUUUAUCAACUGAGCCAUUUCCUCAGCUCCAGGCAGACUGAAUAACUUUAGUAAGGAAGGGUGACUCCAUGGUAGCAAGGUCUCGUGGGAAGAACUGGCCUGGCUCCUUGAAUAUAUGGGUGGCUGCCUCACUAUGAGAAAGUAAGACUUUAGAAGCCACAGGACUUUUUGAAGAGGGAGCUAACCAAACCCACAGGUGCUGCUGGCAAAAAUCUGUGGUACAACUUGGAUGUGGCUGCCUGGUCUGAAUAUACUUUCAAAGUCUAACCUGAGAUUCUGAGAACAAAGUCCUGGUGUCACACAGACAGGAGCCUAUCAGUACUGUUCUGCUGCACGGUGUAAACCCAACAGACCACUGGUAAACAGAUCUGCCCUACUUUGUCUGAAAUUGUAGGGUUUUUUUUCAGAAGCUACAGUGUACUCAGCACCAGGCCUAUUUGUUCUGAGGUUUAGUACCCAAGAUCCAGAGUGGAUCCAAAUUCUUUCCUUUAUUCUCUUAGGAUCACUUUUUAUCUGGUACCCCCAACUGUUUUCUAACCCUUCUGAAGUCACUAAGCCAUUUCUUAGCUCUGCCUGCUGCAGCUGCACGUGACGAGACUUCCGAGAAAACAAACCUCACAGAUGGGAAACCCUUGUGACUUCAGUCCAAAGACCAAAAGUCUACGGGGAGGGACCUAUGGGAGGAGUAGAUGGGAAGACGAACCAUGCUACAUGCCAUCCAGAGCUGUUGGCUGUCCCCAGCUUCCAGCUCUGACAAUGAGCAGAUGCAAUCAGCAGCUCUGUGGGCAUUGUCUGGACAUUUCAGCCUACUCUGAGUAGGACACAAUCCCUGUUCUGAGUCCAUCAAAGCUGGGAAGAGCCUCCUCCUCCUACAAUUUGUUCAGGAGUAAGGGCAGCAUCCCACAAGCCACCCUGAGGGCAGGCAGGAGGGAGGCUCAGCUGUCAGAAGCACAGGCCUCAGUUCCCUAGGCAGAGUGCUUUGUUUAUGACAGGACUGCUGUGCCACACCUAAGACUCCUUAGCUUGCUGGCUUCAGCAGCCCUCCAUGGUCCCUAUGCCCUCUUACCCUGAGGCUAGACUACUUGUGGCUAGAAUCCUCUCUCAGUCUGUGCUAGUAUCCCCAACCUUUGGGGACCAUUCAUGCAGCAAGGCCAUCUACCAGGUUCCUGCGUAGGUACAGGGUCUCUAUAGCUGGGAGCUCCCAAGCUAAGCUAGAGGCCCAGCCUCCCCUGUACUGUCUACCUAGUGGCUAACUGCUACCCUCCGCUCUCCAGAAAUAGAGGUAUCCCAGCUUCUUGGGCCGGGCCCACUUGAGAGGUCAUCAUCUCA